Molecule: messenger RNA, 3612 nt
Organism: Parus major (Great Tit)
Lineage: Eukaryota; Metazoa; Chordata; Aves; Passeriformes; Paridae
Gene: KPNB1
Product: karyopherin subunit beta 1
Exons: 20
Coding region: 234-2498 (754 amino acids)
Biological process (GO): protein import into nucleus
Cellular component (GO): cytoplasm; nucleus
Molecular function (GO): protein binding; nuclear import signal receptor activity
Source: RefSeq, a predicted model, not a curated record
CAAACCCCGGCAACAGCCAGGUCGCGCGCGUGGCCGCCGGGCUGCAGAUCAAGAACUCGCUGACCUCCAAGGAUCCCGACAUCAAGGCCCAGUACCAGCAGAGAUGGCUCGCCAUCGACGCCAACGCCCGCAGGGAGGUCAAGAACUUCGUGCUGCAGACCCUGGGCACGGAGACGUACCGGCCCAGCUCGGCGUCGCAGUGCGUGGCCGGCAUCGCCUGCGCCGAGAUCCCCAUGAACCAGUGGCCGGAGCUGAUCCCGCAGCUGGUGGCCAACGUCACCAACCAGCACAGCACCGAGCACAUGAAGGAGUCCACGCUCGAGGCCAUCGGUUACAUCUGCCAGGACAUCGAUCCAGAGCAGCUCCAGGACAAAUCCAAUGAAAUCCUGACUGCCAUAAUCCAGGGAAUGAGAAAGGAGGAGCCCAGCAACAAUGUGAAGCUUGCAGCUACCAACGCACUCCUGAAUUCUUUGGAAUUCACCAAAGCAAACUUUGACAAAGAGUCUGAAAGGCACUUUAUUAUGCAAGUAGUCUGUGAAGCCACACAGUGUCCAGACACGAGGGUACGAGUGGCUGCCUUACAGAACCUGGUGAAGAUAAUGUCCCUUUAUUACCAAUACAUGGAGACGUACAUGGGGCCUGCCCUCUUUGCUAUCACAAUCGAGGCGAUGAAAAGCGACAUAGACGAGGUGGCUCUGCAGGGCAUCGAGUUCUGGUCCAACGUCUGCGACGAGGAGAUGGACCUGGCCAUCGAGGCCUCGGAGGCAGCAGAACAAGGACGGCCCCCAGAGCACACCAGCAAGUUCUAUGCCAAGGGGGCACUGCAAUAUUUGGUCCCUAUUCUAACCCAGACCUUAACAAAACAGGAUGAGAACGACGACGAUGACGACUGGAACCCCUGCAAGGCAGCAGGGGUGUGCCUGAUGCUGCUGGCCACGUGCUGCGAGGAUGACAUCGUCCCCCACGUGCUGCCCUUCAUCAAGGAGCACAUCAAAAAUCCCGACUGGAGGUACCGGGAUGCGGCCGUCAUGGCCUUCGGAUGCAUCCUGGAAGGGCCCGAGCCCAACCAGCUCAAACCUUUAGUAAUACAGGCCAUGCCAACGUUGAUAGAGCUGAUGAAGGAUCCCAGUGUGGUGGUCAGGGACACGACGGCCUGGACUGUGGGCAGGAUCUGCGAGAUGCUGCCCGAGGCCGCCAUCAACGACAUCUACCUGGCCCCGCUGCUGCAGUGCCUGAUGGAGGGGCUGAGCGCCGAGCCCAGGGUGGCCACCAACGUCUGCUGGGCCUUCUCCAGCCUUGCUGAAGCUGCCUAUGAAGCUGCAGAUGUGGCUGAUGAUCAGGAAGAGCCAGCAACCUACUGCUUAUCCUCCUCCUUUGAGCUGAUAGUGCAGAAACUGCUGGAGACUGCAGACAGACCUGAUGGACACCAGAAUAACUUGAGGAGUUCUGCCUAUGAAUCCCUGAUGGAAAUAGUGAAAAACAGUGCCAAGGACUGUUAUCCUGCUGUCCAAAAAACCACCCUGGUCAUCAUGGAGAGGCUCCAGCAAGUGCUGCAGAUGGAGUCUCACAUCCAGAGCACCUCUGACAGAAUUCAGUUCAACGAUCUCCAGUCCCUUCUCUGUGCUACUCUCCAGAACGUGCUGCGGAAGGUGCAGCACCAGGACGCGCUGCAGAUCUCGGACGUGGUGAUGGCGUCACUGCUCAGAAUGUUCCAGAGCACGGCCGGCUCCGGGGGCGUGCAGGAGGACGCCCUGAUGGCCGUCAGCACCCUGGUGGAAGUCCUGGGUGGAGAAUUCCUGAAAUACAUGGAUGCCUUCAAACCUUUCCUUGGGAUUGGGCUGAAAAACUAUGCUGAGUACCAGGUCUGCCUGUCGGCAGUGGGGUUGGUGGGGGACCUGUGCCGAGCCCUGCAGUCCAACAUCCUCCCCUUCUGCGACGAGGUGAUGCAGCUGCUCCUGGAGAACCUGGGGAACGAGAACGUGCACAGGUCGGUGAAGCCUCAGAUCCUCUCGGUGUUCGGGGACAUCGCCCUGGCCAUCGGGGGCGAGUUCAAGAAGUACCUGGACGUGGUGCUCAACACCCUCCAGCAGGCAUCCCAGGCCCAGGUGGACAAGUCCGACUACGACAUGGUGGAUUACCUGAACGAGCUGCGGGAGGGCUGCCUGGAGGCCUACACCGGGAUCAUCCAGGGGCUGAAGGGAGACCAGGAGAACGUGCACCCUGACGUGAUGCUGGUGCAGCCCAGGGUGGAAUUUAUCCUCUCCUACAUCGACCACAUCGCGGGGGACGAGGAUCACACGGACGGGGUGGUGGCCUGCGCCGCAGGACUCAUAGGGGAUUUGUGUACAGCUUUUGGGAAGGAUGUCCUGAAAUUAGUAGAAGCCAGACCCAUGAUCCAUGAACUGCUAACGGAAGGGAGGAGAUCCAAGACGAACAAAACGAAAACCCUCGCCACCUGGGCCACAAAAGAGCUGAGAAAACUCAAGAACCAAGCUUGAUCUGUUACCAUUGGGACGACACCUGAGGACCCCCACUGGAAAAAACAACACCACCACCACCAACACCACCAAGAGAAAAAAAAAAAAAAGGAAAAAUCUCCAAUCUCCUACAAAACCCCCCAAAAAAAACCCCGGGAGUGAGGACGUGUGCGGAAUGUUUGGGAAUGAGAGGAUGCUGAGGAUGAGUGAGUGAGGCUCGGAACAAAAAUCCCAACGUUUGGUGAGAACCCCGGCAUCCAGGAGGGAAUUCUGUGCCCCAAAAAUUCCAAGGAAAACACCAGAAAAACAACAAAAUAAACAGGGGGAAAGAAAAAAACCUGAAAAUUCCCAGGAGCGGCUGAGCUCGGAGGUGAAAAUGAGGGAAAAACGGGGAAAAUUGGGAUUCAAGUGGUGCUCUGUGAGGUUUUGGCUGCUGGAGAGAGAGAGAGAGAGAGAAUGAGGUGGAAAAUCGGGAAUUCCCAGGGAUUUGGGAAUGUCCCAGGGAUUUGGGAAUGUCCCAGGGAUUUGGAAAUGUCCCAGGGAUUUGGGAAUCUCCGGGAUGAGGCAAAUCCCAAAGGAGAGAGAAGGAAUUUCAAGAGGAGUGAGUGUGUGUGAGUGAGGUCAUAUCCACAUUCUCAACUUCCCAAAAAAAUAGAAAAAAAAAGAAAAAAAAAAAGAAUUCAUUGCAGUUUCUCUCUUAUUUUUUUUUUUUCCCAAAAAUCACAAAAAAAAAUUCCGGGAAAAAAAAAAAAGACAAAAAAAUUCAUAAAAAAGACAAAAAAAUAUCUAAAAUAUACAAAAUUUAAGGGUUCAGCUGUUGCAUUUCAUAACUGAGGUUCAGGCAGUAAGAGAUGGGGAAAAAAUAGUAGAAAAGAGGAAAAAAAUUUAAAAAAAAAUUUAAAAAAAAAUUAAGGAAAGUCGCUUUUUUAGGGAUUUUAUUUUUAGGGAAUGCUGAAUGUUCGGAGCUCUUGGCUUGUCCUGCUCAGCAACAAAAGCGCCUUUCCUUCCUUAAAUAUUCAACUGUGAAUGUAGAAAUGGGGGAAAAAACACAAUUUUUGGGUUGCAGGGAAUAGAAAAAUCCAUUUGUCCAGCGAGUUUCAGGCUUGAAAAAUUCCAAAAAAAAAAAAAAAAAAAA